Carassius auratus (goldfish) is the source of this 1848-nucleotide messenger RNA. RefSeq names its product sialoadhesin-like. Bases 197 to 1699 code for a protein of 500 amino acids. NCBI's taxonomy places the organism in Eukaryota, Metazoa, Chordata, Actinopteri, Cypriniformes, Cyprinidae. The record is from RefSeq and is a predicted model, not a curated record. The transcript is spliced from 9 exons.
GAAACGGGAAGGAAGUAAAGUCAGCAGAAAGUCUGUAACGAUUUAUUCAACAGUAGAAACAGCAACACACAUCAGAGAAAAACAAAAUGAUGAGCAGCUCUCUGUCUUUCAUUGUAUAUGUGAAUUUACACAAAGUGAAGAUCAUCGAAGUGAAGUGAAGUGAAGUGAAGUGAAGAAUCAUCGAAGUGAAGUGAAGAUGAACUCCAGUCUCUCAUCGCUGAUCCUGCUGCUGCUCAUUCCAGGCCCUGUAACAUUAGACCGCCUGACUGUGACCUGUAGGCAACAGAGUAUUUGUGCUGUGAAGGGGACAGAAGUGACACUGAGGUGCUCUUACUCCAGCUUCAACAUCAAAUCUGUUUUCUGGUUCAGUGAGAAACAAAGUACAAACUGGAGAAAAAACAAUGAACCUGAAGAUUUGACUUUAGACUCAGAUUACUCAGGACGGGUGAAAGAUGAGAUCUCAAGCAGCUAUUCAACACUCACAAUAUCAGACGUGAGAGAGACAGACUCUGGAGAAUAUCAGCUCAUGUUCAUCAUGAAGGAUGGAGUUAAACAUCUCAGCUCAGCGGCCGUCAGUCUAACAGUCACAGUCCUGCAGCUGAGGAUGAAUCCUGCAUCUAUAGACCUGACAGAUGAGACAGUAGAACUGAUCUGUGAUUCUUCCUGUGAUUUCACCUCUGAAGAUCACUAUAUCUGGAUGAAGAAUAGACAGCAUUUAAGAUAUACACAGUCCCCCAAAACAUCUGUGUCAGUCAGCAGAGAUGCUGACAUCUUUUCCUGUUCUCUUUAUCCACAUCGUGAACAUCCCUCCCCUUCUGUGUGCAUUUCUAAGAGUGGCUGCUGGGAUGUGACUUACUCCUCUAGAAGAGUCUGUGCUUUGGUCGGCUCAACAGUAGACAUUUCCAGCACAUACACACAUCCCUCUCGUCAUACUGUAAAUAAAACAUUCUGGCAUUACCCAUCUGGUGACUUCAAGGAUCUGCGUGAGGAGCAUCAGUUUGCUGGUCGUGUGGAGUAUGUGGGGAACAAACUGAGAAUCAAAGAGCUCAAGAUCAGUGACUCUGGAGAAUAUCGAUUCAGGAUCAUCACUAACACGACAAAAGGCAAAUACUCUGGAUCACCUGGAGUCAUUCUUACUGUUACAGAUACACAGGUAACAAGAAGCCCAGACGUUAUAUCAGAGGGACAGAAAGUGAUAUUAAUCUGUUCAACUAAAUGCACUCUGAACAACAAACAUACUUACAUCUGGUACAAGAACGGACGACAGGUAACAGAUGGAUUCACUAAAGACAACAAGCUGUACCUGGACUCAGUCAGCGAUGAAGAGCUUCACCAGUAUUCCUGUGCUGUAGGAGACCAUAAGGAGAGCACAGUGUUACGAAACUCUGCAAUCAUACUGUGUGUGAUCUUGGCUCUUGCACUCAUAGGAGUCCUGUGGUAUAGGAGGAGAAGCUGUCCCUUGUCUAAAACCCACAGAAUUGAAAAGAGAGAGGAGGAGGUUCAGUAUGACUCGGUGCACAAUAACAAUGCACCCUCUGACCUCACGCAGAAAGCAGAUGCCACCGACAAUAAAAAAGACGUUCAUUAUUCCAACAUUAAUUUGAAAACAAAACACCCAUCUUCAAUCCCCACAGAUGAAUAUCCAACAGACAAUACUGACACAGAGACUGUAUACUAUGCCACUGUAAUGUUCAAAUAACAACAUUGUUAUUGCAUUUGGUAUGUUAUUGUAUUUGGUAUGUUUAAAUGGUAUAAUUGACUAUUGCCCUUGGCAGCUGAUUUCGUACACUGUGAUUUUCUCAUGAUCAUGUAUUACUCCUUUUAUCGCAAUAAAAUAAUUACAGUGCA